AUGCUUGCAAUUGGAAAUACCUGUAAAAAUAUAUGUCCUGCAUGUCCUGCAGGCUGGGACGGGAUUUGCUGGGUUCGGCUGAACCACAAAAACGCAAGAGGCUCAGCAGGUGGUAUUUGUCCAUCCAAUGUACACGGUGGUGGAUGCAGUGCGGGUGGUUCUCGGGUACGCGAUAUUCGUGCCAGUGGUGGCAGUGGCAGUGGUGGUGACUCUGCUGGUGGCGAACAUCAUGACAUCAUACCUGUUCCAGCGGCGACACAGACAGGCAAAGCACGGCCCAUUACGGCCGCCGGUGCAGCGCAUACAGCGACUGGGGUUCUGGAAAACACUCAAUGCGCAGUCACUCUACAAAACGCAAUACAACGAGACGUGGGCCGAGCCCCAUGUGCGGCUUGCUGGCUUGCCGCAGACAGAGACAGCACUGGCGCAGAUAGUCGGCCUGGUGGUGCGGGAUUUUGUGCAUGGGUGGUUCCGCGGGAUCUCGGCCGACCCGUCGUUCCCGCGCUGCGUGCAGACGCAGAUAGUGCAGUGCAGCGAGGGCAUCGUGGAAAGGGCGCGGGGGCUGGAUGUGGCGGAGUUCCUGGUCGGCCAGGUGGUGCCGAUAGCGACCCGGCAUCUGAAGGCCCUACGGCAGAAGACAAGCAAAUGGCAUGCGGCGGCCGAGGGCAAGCAGCAGGUGAUGGCACAUAUGCGGCAUGUAGUGGAUCUAGUGGUGCCGCUGGUGUUGCCGGUCGACCAGGCGUCGUUUCUGCCGCACCGGGUGCUGGUGCGCGAAUUGCUGUGAUGAGCCUGGCGGAGCCCGACACGCUGAACCAGCUGCUGGAUGGGCAGUUGGCGCGGCUGAUCCGCGAGCAGCAUAUGGUCAGCGAGCUUCGCGAGGCACUGGAGAUGCAAGCGGACGAGCAUGUGGCCACGUACCAGGAGUUCAUGGAGACCAUUGAGGCGUGCGGGGACGCAAACGAGCUUGUACGCAUCCAUGAGGAUGUGGUCGCGCAGAUCCGCAAGAAGCGCAUUCUGAUCAUGGGUCUGGGCAAGGACGACAUUGUGCAUGGUGAGCGGGUGCGGGACAUAUUGGUGUAUGUGAACCGGCUCUACGUGGCGAAAAAGAAGGCCGAGCGGCGGCUUGAGCUGCUUCGUAAAGAUGCGCCUCCGGCGUUCGGCACGCCUAAUACACGCAUGUCAACCUACUACGCGCACCGCGAUGAGCCCGAGACGCUGGGCCUGCCGCAAUUCACACUGCGCGAAAUCCUGACCAACGUGUCCAGCCUGUCAGCGUUCGCUGAGCACCUGGACCCCUCGAGCCGCGCUCUGCUGGAAUUCUGGCUGAACAUCGAGGGCGUCAAAUCACAGCCCACCAGUGCGGUGAUGGGGGUUUUGUGGAAGACGUAUUUCACACGACGUGCCGAUGAGCUGGCAGCGCUGGGCCCCGAGACCGCCGCUGCAGUAUCGGAUGUGCAAAAGUACCUGAAGCCGUGGCGGGCGCCCGGCGAAAUGGCGCUGGGUGAGGUGCCCGAGCAGGAAUGCCGGGAAGCGUUUCGCAUGAUUAGCGAGGUGCAGGGCCAGGUGUUCAGUUACCUCAAGCAAAAGGAGCUGCCUUCGUUCCUGCACGGCCCGCUCUACAAACGGUUCCUGCGCUCCUAUGUAGUCACCCCGCGCCAGGAGCAGGUCGACGGUGCGUUGUUUGCUGAGAGACCGGAGAUGCCAGAGAUACCAGAGAUACCAGAGAUACCAGAGAGACGCCGGUCGGUGGCCGAGUCGGUUGGGUCGACAGGACGGUCUGAAACCUCGUCGCGACGGAUGUCGGAGCGCUGGAGCUUUGCGCCUUCCAAGCCUCGCCCAGCGCCCAUGGCUGUGGAGACUGCAGCGGCAGUGGUUGUGCAUCGCAACGAGAGCGCAUCCAGUAUCAUGCAUAUGGAGCCAGCCAUUGAUCUGCCAAACGACUUAUCGGGAUCGGUACCAGAAGAGCCGUCACCAGCAGACCAUCUGGAGGAGCCGUCCGAGUAUCUGCAGCCAGUGCGCCGCCGUGUCGACCGGUCGGAGGUACGGCGGCUCAGCGCGUCGUUGCGGUCAAUCAGUCUGCAUGAUGCCGGCAAAGUCGACAGCGCGCUGGCCGAGCCCCUGGAGCCCCUGCUCUCUGACAGUGAAGAGGAGGAGGAGGAGGAGGCGACGUCCGAGACCGACUCUGACCCGUCGUCGCUGGUAUUGGCGCGCGCACUAACGAAUCCAGCGCCCGGCGACCUCUUCCUUGACCUGCGGCUCACGCAGCUGACCGAAGCACUGGCGCGCAAGGCCCACCAGAUGGCGAUUGUCAAGGCGCUGAUGAAGCAGGCGAUGACCCGCCACAAGCCGCACGAGCAGCGCAUCUUGCAGGCGUCGUACCGGGAUUUGCGCCGGGAGCUUCUGGCCGGCGUCGAGCAGCAGAAGCUGUAUGAAAUGUGUCUGCGCGAGCACACGCUGUCGGAACGCACGCUGCUGCACAUUCCGCGCGCCAUGGCCACCGACGACGCAGAACCGCAUACCGUCUAUCUGAUUGAGCUGCAGCAGACCCAGGACUCCCAUGCCCUAGCUGGCUGGGUUGUAGCCAGGCGGUACCGCGAAUUCCACGCAUUGCACCGCGAGCUGAAGCUGCAGGAGCCGCAGGAAAUGCGCAGGCACGAGCUGCCUGCCCGUGCCCCACUCCCCUGGCUGCAGAAAAAGGACGUUGAGCAGCGCCGCCUGCUGCUGGAGCGCUACCUGUCUGGGCUGCUGCGUGUGCCGCGGCUCUGCCAGACCCAUGCCCUGAAGCUGUUCCUGUCGGCGCUGCCGCCGCCCGACAACGAGCAGCCGCUGGGAUGGAUGGCACGCAUCCACGCCACGGUCAACCAAGACCUGGAGGGGAUUACUGGCGCCGAGUCCAUGCUCGAUAUGAUUGUCAAGGAGCUGGCCGGCCAAGUCACCAUGCAGAGUGCGAGGCCCGAGGAGCCCACGCUGUUCACCGAUCCCUUAUCUGACGUGUUUGUCGAACUGUUCGGCCUGGCCAGCCGCCGCAACUGGCUGCGCAAGCAAGCAAUUUCCAUUCUCCUGAGGCAUAUUCUCGGCGGCACCGUCGAGCGCCGUGUCCGCGAUGCCACCCAGUCCCUACUGAAGGACCAGCUGCUCUCUGGCCUUCUGGAGAAUCUGCGCGCCACGCUGUGGCCCGACAAUGGCUCUGGCGGGUUCUUGCAUUUCCAGGGCUUCAAGCAGCGGACCGAGUUGCAGAAAAAGGAGUGUCGCGAGAGCGCGCGCACCCAGAUGCUGUGGUAUGUGCCCAGGCUUCUGGGCGCCAUGGUGGGCAGGAAAAAUGCCGUCACCGGGGCGACCCGUUUGGUCGAUGCUGUGCAAUUGCCCAAGGCCAAUCUGAGCCUGGCGCUGAUGCUAUUCGAUGCUGUUGUUGUGGCAGUGUUUCCCGAGAUCAGGUACCAGAUGGAGCAGUAGCGGGGGGUUUGACUUUUGAUGUUUAUUGUGCGCCAAAUGCAGCUAGGGUUUCCCUGGACUUCUCCUGCAGCUGGUGUCCCUUUGCAAUGGUAUUUUUCCUAGUGAGUCUGUUGCUGUCUGAAUAUCUUUGCUUGGGGAGAUGUGCAGACUUCAGGAGCAAAAAAAAAUACCAAACAGACUCGCACUGUCAAAGUCUUCUGAACAUGGUACUAAACACUAUAAAUACCCACCAUUUCUCCCAGGCUAAUUUGUUCUGCGACAAUUAUCCUUUCAUUAAUAUUGC
Molecule: messenger RNA, 3736 nt
Organism: Linderina pennispora
Lineage: Eukaryota; Fungi; Kickxellomycota; Kickxellomycetes; Kickxellales; Kickxellaceae
Exons: 3
Coding region: 1-3453 (1150 amino acids)
Cellular component (GO): intracellular membrane-bounded organelle
Molecular function (GO): phosphatidylinositol binding
Source: RefSeq, a predicted model, not a curated record